Messenger RNA from Cydia splendana, 5595 nucleotides. RefSeq names its product trithorax group protein osa (gene Tdg). The record is from RefSeq and is a predicted model, not a curated record. Gene Ontology annotation, cellular component: nucleus. Gene Ontology annotation, biological process: base-excision repair, AP site formation. The transcript has 19 exons. NCBI's taxonomy places the organism in Eukaryota, Metazoa, Arthropoda, Insecta, Lepidoptera, Tortricidae. Gene Ontology annotation, molecular function: pyrimidine-specific mismatch base pair DNA N-glycosylase activity; uracil DNA N-glycosylase activity; DNA binding. The coding region runs from base 734 to 4357 and encodes 1207 amino acids.
GUGACCGCGCGCGCUCAUGCCCGGCGCCCGACAUGAAUGAGCGGCCCAGCGCCUCGCCACCGCUGGGUAAACAUCGUAAAUCAGAGCCGUGUUUACAGUUUUUGCUCGCCCCGUCUUUGUCCGGCGCGGGCGGCGCCGCGCGGCGAGCUAGUGCGCGCUAGCCCGCCGUGCGCCCGUGUCGCCCGCGGCACGUCCGAGUGAAUUAUGGCUAGGUGCAUAUACGCCGUGCACUACACUACACUACACAUACCUACAACGCACGCAUAGCUAUAGCUGUGUGCAGCGAAGGCUGUACCUACCUACUCAAACAAAGCAUUUCGCCCACAAAUCCAUAGUGCGGGGCUCCCGCGCCGGACCUCGCCAGUCGCACGACCGCGCGCCGCUCCCGACCCCGGUCCCGGUGAUGUCACGCGAUAUUACUGAGUUUUCCAAACAUCUGUGACUGUCAAUUGUUAAUUUUAGUCUGCAUUUUGAGGUUAGGUUGUGAUUUGUGCCAUUAAUGCGAGUCUCGCUCGUGUCGUGGCCAAGAACCGGGGCCAGGGCCGCGUGCGGAGCCCUGUCGGCUCGGGGGCGCAACCUCGCGGCGCGCGGGCGUGGAAUGUGCAGUGUUGGUGCAUUGUUUAGUGUGCAGUGAUGGCAGUGAGAACAUAGUGCAGUGACAAGUGCUUUUAGUGCCGGAUACCACAACAUCAGUGUGGAGACUUUGCCGGCCCAUGUAAUACAGGCCGUCCUAAUGCUCAGGGAGGAGGGCUCAGAGAAGAAGGGCUCGGAGGGGCAGGACGAUGGCUACGAGACGAGCAACAGCGGCGAGGCGCGCCGCAAGCCCUCCAGCGCGGAGGGCUCCCCCGCGCCCGUCGCCCCCGCGCCCCCUCCCGUCCCGCACGACCCCUCCCCCGCCCCGCCCACCCCGCACAACCCCUCCCCCGAGCAGGAGCUCGAGCCGGAGCCCGAGCACGAGCCCGAGCCUUACGAGCUGAUGCAACGCCACUACCCUUACAGACACUUCGAGCAACCCCAACCGCAGCCCGAUUACCCAUUCUUCCCGAAAUACUCCGACCCGUACGGGUUCAAGCGCGAGCCCGACGCGCCGUACGACAUGUCGCAUCACGCGCACCACUACCAGCCUCAGCCACAUCCACACCAGCACCCUCAUCAGCAACACCAUAAAAGAGACGAAGACAUGUAUAACGGUGUUAAACGUGAAUGUGAUGACCCUUACUCGUUCGUGGAAGAGGACGCGAUGUGCGCGAUGCUGGGCGCCCCGCAGCACCACGCGCUGGAGCCGCACCAGCACCACCAGCAGAUGCACCAGCACCCGCACGCGAUGCACCCGCAGCAUCCGCAGCACCACAUGCAGAUGCAUCCGCAGAUGAUGCUCAACCAGCCGAAGAAGAGAGGGCGGAAGAAGAAGAUUAAGGACGAGAAUGGGAUGGAGAUAAAGCUAGAGGGCCAAGAGGUCCGGCCGGUGAAGGAGCGGAAGAAGCACGACCGCUUCAACGGCAUGAGCGAGGAGGAGGUGGCGCGCCGCACGCUGCCCGACCACCUCGCCGAGAACCUCGACAUCAUCAUUAUCGGCAUCAACCCCGGGUUGUUCGCGGCGUACAAGGGGCACCACUACGCCGGCCCCGGCAACCACUUCUGGAAGUGUCUCUAUCUCUCCGGGUUGACUCGGGAACAGAUGAGCGCCGACGAGGACUACAAGUUGUUGAACUUCGGUAUCGGGUUCACGAACAUGGUGGGGCGCGCGACCAAGGGGUCCGCCGACCUCACGCGGCGGGAGAUCAAGGAGGGCUCUGCAGCUUUACUGGAUAAACUGCGCGCCUUCCGCCCUAAGGUGGCGGUGUUCAACGGCAAGCUGAUCUACGAGGUGUUCUCGGGCAAGAAGGACUUCUGCUUCGGCAAGCAGCCCGACACCAUCGCCGGCACCAACACGUACAUGUGGGUGAUGCCGUCGUCUUCGGCACGCUGCGCGCAACUCCCUAGAGCGGCCGACAAAGUACCCUUCUACGCGGCGCUCAAGAAGUUCCGCGACUACCUCAACGGCCUCGUGCCUCACAUCGACGAGGCCGAGCUCAUCUUCCCCGACAACACCUCCCGCCGCCCGCAGGAGGAGAUGGAAAUACGCAGACUGACGAUGGAGCCCGAGCCCGGGGACACCAUCAUCCUGGAGGACGGCACCGAGGUGCCGCUGAAGAAGAAGCGCGGCCGCCCCAAGAAGAUCAAGCUCGAGAACGGCGAGGUGGCGCCGCCCACCCCCCGCCAGCCCCGCCAGCCGCGCCAGCCGCAGCCGCUCGACCCCAACGGCGACCAGCCGCCCAAGAAGAAGAGGGGCCGCCCCAAGAAGAUCAGGCCCGAGGAGCAACAGUUCCUGCUGCAGCAGCAGCAGCAACAACAACAGCAGCAGCAGCAACAGGGGCAGGGGCAGACGCAGACGCAGGGACAGGGCCUGCUGCCGCAGCUGGCGGGCGCGCUGCACGAGCAGUUCCCCGCCGCGCCCCCCGGGCCCGCGCCGCAGAACCCCGACAUGGACAUGAUGGCCGAGUACCCGCCCUACUUCCAGCACGGGGGCAACAUGGAGUCCGGGAUGGAAGUGUCAGCGCCGCUCGGUCUGGCGCGCUACUCGUCGCCGGGCCCGGGCGGGGCGGGGCCGGGGUCCGGUACCGGUCCGGGCCCGGGCGGCGGCGGCGGGUUCCCGGCGGCAUCGCCGCGCGGCGUAUACGCGUCGCCGCGCUCCGCCGGCUACUCGCCGGGGCCGCAGCGGCCGCAGGGCACGCCGCAGCCGCAGUACCCGUCAUCGCCGGCGGCGUUCUCCGCGCCGUCGCCGCCGCGCAACAACCCAUACGGGUCGCCGGCGCGGGGCGGCGUGGUGGCUGCGGGCUACCCGGGCCGCAGCCCGCUGUACGCCGCCAGCCCCGCGCCCUACAGCCACGCCGCCGGCUCCCCGCACCUGCGCCUCGAGGACGGCUACGACCACCGCCAGCCCGAGCCGCAGUCGCAGACCCCGCGACCGUACUCGCGCUCGCCCGCGCCGCUCGCCGCGGGCGCCGCCUUCCCCGCGGCCUCCCCCGCCGCGCACUCCUACACCCCCUCCCCCGCGCACACCCCCUACAGCCAGCACUCCUCCCCCGCGCCGCGUACUCCCAACGCCGCUUACCCCUCGCACCCCUCCCCCGCGCCGCUCCCGCCAUUACCGCACCGUUCCACGGGCAGCGCUGGAUCGUUCGCCGGGGAGUUAUCCAGCGAUAUCGGUGCGGCGAUAUCUUCGCCGAACGCCUCACCGGGACUCACGUUGGAUUUCGAGCCGCCGCAUGCCGGGGAGAGUCGCGAACGGGAGCGAUCGCCGCUCGGAUCUACUGACAUGCAUCCGGGCAGCGGCAGUGAUGAGUCGCUACAGGAUUAUAAUAAGCAGGCGAACUCCAGCGUGAGCGAGAUGUCGCCGGGUGGCGUCGGCGGCGGCGGCGUGGCGUCGAGCUCGUUCGGCGCGGGGCUGUACGACGGCGCCGAGCGUCUCGCCUACCCCCACCACACGCCGCAUGCGCUUCACGACCCCACACAUAAAGACCAUUACCACUACCGUGACCAAGGAAGCAACUUGGGUGACAGUCCACGAUUAGACCACUUACAACAGCAUCCAUCCAUGUAUUCUAGCAAUUUUAAUAGAUCGACGCCGGAGGGCGGAGGUGAAGGGCCGUUCUCUCCACACGCGCCCGCUUUCCGCCCGCCAGAACACACGUCGCACUCGCGACCACCCGGAUCGCCGGGCGAAUUCGCGGGCGGCGCCAAGCCGAAGCCGCAAGACGUCGCGUCCAAAUCCCUCUCGGGGCUGGAGUCGCUCGUGGACCAGAUCCCGUCCAUCGCGGAGGGCCCGGCGGGGGGUGCGGGGGUGGCGGGUGCAGGGGCAGCCGGCCCGGCGCCCACGCCCGAGCCCGCCGCGCCCGUGGCCGCGCUGCCCGAGUACGCGCCCGCGCUGUACCCGCCCUACGGCUACGGCUCGCCCGCCUACGCCAACAACGGGUACGGCGCGCCGUUCGUGGGGUACGGCGGCGGCUGGGGCGGGCAGCUGAUGCGGCCGACGCCGGGCUACCUGUCGGAGUGGCAGUACGGCUACACCGGCGUGCCGGGCGUGCCGGGCGUGCCCGGCGUGGCGUCCGUGGCGUCCGUGGCGUCGGUGGCGGGCAGCUACGCGCCCUACAACGCGCCCUAUUAUAAUGGAUACGCGCCGCCCCCGGCGCAUCAUCAGCAGGCGCACUACCUGUCGCCGCCGUCGCUCAUGGAGCUGCACAAGAGCGGCGACGCGCCCGCGCCCGUGCCCGCCGUGCCGUCCGUGCCCUCCGUCGGCUUCGGCGGCUUCUGCUAGCCGACUCCGGCACCAAGCCGGCACCAAGCCGGCACGGACACGCAUCCGGCACGGAGAGAGCGAGUUUUGACGGAGCGGAUAUGAUGUAGCAAAAAUUAAAUGACAUUUGGGAGAGGAUUUUAUCGACGUUUUUAGCCGUGAUUUUGAUUGUGACUUGAAUAUUACUGAUUGUGCUGUAAUUAUUGACAUAUCUAUUUCCUUGAGGCGUCAACGAAAACAUUACAGCUGUAAUAAUGAAACGACUCGAUACAGUGUCACUCGUCAUUUCAUUAGCUAAAUAGACAAUGUGUUUCGAUCUGAUAUUACAAUUAACAGAAUUUUAGAAAAUAAUUUACAUGCUGGAACAGUUUUCAACAACAAAAAGCGUGUGGAUUAUCGUUUGUUCUGAUUGAAACUAAAGACAAGAGUUUCGGAUGUAUAAUUAAACAGUCGAUAAAAUAAAGUACUCUUCCUUGUGAGGUUUAAUUAAUGCGACUUGCGCGCUCCGUUCAUGGCCCUUAUUUGUAAAUAUUGUAUCUUUUGUCCAUCACAUUUUGUAUUAGGUAGAUUGUUUUCGGUCGUACGCCGGCGGGGCGGCGUUGCACUGUGAAGGGGAUAUUCGGAGUCUUGCCAGUGAAGUUUCGCGUUCUAGUCACUUACUAAUUCGUGUGGGCUAGUCAAAUUUGGAAAUAAUGUCACCGCCUCCCCGCGGGCAGCCGAGCUCGGCCUAUGAUGCGUAUACUUUUUUUUAGUUUAGUUCCCGCGUUUGCGGUAUUUAUAAAGCGAUUUUAGCAUUUUUAUAUACAACGGAAUAUAUUUUUACUGUCGCCGCUUGUCGGCCAUUUUGUCGUCGCGGUCGGUGACCUCUCGUGUACGUACACUUUUAUUAAUUAGAGUCUGUUAUGCAUUCUCUACGUUAUAUGUAUUUUUGACACUCGAUGAUGAGCGAAUUCUAUACUGCCUUUUAAAAUUAUGUUUAAUGGAAAUAUUUUUUAUUUAUUUAAUUUAUUUAUAUCAUGUAUUACUCGCGACAGUUGCUCGAUUACAAGGUUAAAGUCUAGAGGUGACCGACCGGACAGAAGUUACCGUCCGCCGCCGCGCCGGACCGUGCGGGACCGUACCGCGCCGGACCGUACCGCGCCGUACCGGACCGUACCGGAUCGUGUCGGGCGGCGGACUCGGGGCGUCACAACUCUUGUACAAAAUUCUUAACUUAGUGAAAUGAAGUCUUUUCUUUGCACAAACGAUUAAAGUCUUAA